AUGAAUCUGAGGUGGAUACUGAAAGCUACUUUUCUUGUGCUCGUCUCGACUUCUGCGCCGAUUGAAGCACAAGAAGAAUCGACAAUUCCGUCGACUGAAGCACCGGAACAGUGUCGACGAGUUCGAAAAGACUGGGAUGUUCUAACACCGACUGAGAAGAACACGUAUAAGAGAGCAAUCGCCGCUGCAAUGGACUCUGGUGCCUACAUCAAGUUCGUUGAGAUUCACACUGAGAUGCAGGUGGAAAUGGAGGCACACCGUACUUGCAUGUUUUGCUACUGGCAUCGCUUGCUGCUCGUCGUCUUUGAGAACAUGCUGCGUGCGCAGGGACCGGAGUUUGCUUGUGUGACAUUACCUUACGUCAACUUUGUGGGAGCCCACGACCGUGUACUUGCGGGUACUUGUUCUUCUCUUGGAGACUGCUUGCCAAUCUUGAGGGAGCUUGGAGGUUACACGACCGGAUCACAGCAAACUGUCAACAUCAAUGGGCAAGAAGUCUCAGGACGCUGCGCGACUGAAUCACCUUUGGAUCAUUUCUGUCAGUCCGGAGACGUUUCUGGUGAGGACUGCGUUCGCUGUGUUCCUCGAUCAAACUGGGGAGUUGCAGAGGUUCCAGCUUCCGCAAGCUUUGCAUCACUCCGUGAACAAAUUUUCAGUGGCCAAAACAUUGGACAAAUGUCACCACUCAUUGAGCAGGGAUGCCACAAUAACAUUCAUGCAAAUUUAGAAGGUGUUAUGAACACGUUUGCUGCUCCAGCAGACCCUAUCUUCUGGUCUCUUCACACCAUGAUAGAUCUUUUUCACGUCAUCUUUCACAAGUGUCGUGUAGGAACUGAGAUUCUCACAUUCGAUCAGAAGGCAGCCCACCCCAUUGCUUGGACUUCGUGCCCUAAGCGGAAUGGAGGUGUAUUCCAACCGACUGACAGGAUUGUUAUGCGCACCGGCGUUGCAGGUAGGAACAAGAUCAAUGCAACUGAUGACCCCGUCAUCGGUAGAUAUUUUGAAGGCGUUCCCGAUCAGUAUGCUGGACUUAUGGAUGCACGUGAUCUGGGCAGCGGGAAUAGCUACUCGUAUGAAAUCAGGGGUCAUAUAUCAGAGCUGUACGUCAACUGCGAUAGACCGACGCCUGCGACACCAAUACCUGAUGGUGAUAGACGCAAGCUCGUAGCGAAGACUGACAAAAACAUUGUCGAGAUGGUAACGCAAGAAACGAAGUGCGAUGAAGAGAAGCAAGUGUCUGCUUGGUAUGACAAGACAAUGGAUUACUUGGGUGGUCAGACUCCUGAGGCCAUGGCUGAUCUGGAACGUCAAGUUUGCAUGUACGAGGAGGAAUGUCAGGGUGGUACCCACGAAUACUCUGCUGAGUUUCAAGCUACAUGGGGGUCAAAGCAGCCACGUUGCUUGACUAUUGUCAAGGCUAUCAAGAGAGGAAAAAUGGAAAUGAUGCACGCAAAUUGGCGGCAGGACAUGGAAAUCUAUUUUGGCUGUCCGAAGCCUGCAAACGCGACUCGUUCUCGUUGUUCCGCGAAAAAGCAUUGA
Messenger RNA from Peronospora belbahrii, 1539 nucleotides. The record is from the annotation of a GenBank genome assembly. Lineage: Eukaryota; Oomycota; Peronosporomycetes; Peronosporales; Peronosporaceae.